This is a messenger RNA of Alligator sinensis (Chinese alligator), 6916 nucleotides long. RefSeq names its product cadherin 6 (gene CDH6). The record is from RefSeq and is a predicted model, not a curated record. The transcript has 13 exons. The coding region runs from base 723 to 3095 and encodes 790 amino acids. Gene Ontology annotation, biological process: calcium-dependent cell-cell adhesion; adherens junction organization; cell morphogenesis. Gene Ontology annotation, cellular component: plasma membrane; adherens junction; catenin complex. Gene Ontology annotation, molecular function: cadherin binding; calcium ion binding. Lineage: Eukaryota; Metazoa; Chordata; Crocodylia; Alligatoridae.
CCCAGCCCUUAACCUUCCCAUACUGAGUGCUGCAGCUCCAGAAGCAGCAGCAGCAGCAGCACAGUCUGUGUGUAUGUGUGUUGAGUGUGUGCAAUGUGAGGGAGGGAGGAUUUUCUUUCUUUCUUUCUUUUUUUUUUUUUAUUAAUCAGGAGCACUGAAUGGAAACCAAUCAGAUAGAGAGCCCCCUCGGCUUCAGCUCCCUGCAUGCUAGAGUUAAAAGUGAUGCUGGGAGAGAGGGAGCCCCACUUAGAUGUCAGUAGAUUCAGCAGUGGAGGUGAGAGGCAAGAGUGGAGAAAAGCAGGCAGAGAAGCAGCCCUGCUACCACACUGACCACUGUAUUACUGAAUGAGAACUGAGCACUUGUCCUCUUUCUUCUCUUCUUACCGGAAGAAAAUGUUUCUUAAAAAAAUUAAGAAAAAAGGGUCCCAGGACGUAUAUUUUCCAUGAAGUUCCUGCUCCUGGCUUCCAUUUUUUCUUCAGAAGAAAGAACAUAGAGCAUAUGGUUUCCAUGAGAAAAGAUCAGAAGAGUGAGACUCAUACUGGAACAUGAAGCAUUUGAACUGAGACACAAAAUGGCAGGUGCCUCACAACUGCAGGGAUUCUUUGAGAUUGCAAAGAACAUUAAAAACAUAAGAAGGAAUGAGGAAGGAUCCUGUACAGUAAAGUAGAUCUCUUUAAGGACAAGAAAGAAAUCAUUGCUUGGACCUUUUUCUGCUGUCAUAAUGAGAACUUACCAUUGCUUCUGGUUGCUGCUUUGGGUUGGGCAGCACCAUCAAAGUUCCUCAUCUCCAUUAUCCAAAAGGACUAGUGGCUUCCCAGUAAAGGAAAAGGUCUUGGAAGUGUCUGGAAAUAACAGGAAGGAGCUUAAUCGUUCCAAAAGGAGCUGGAUGUGGAAUCAGUUCUUUCUCUUGGAAGAAUACACAGGAUCUGACUAUCAGUACGUUGGCAAGCUGCAUUCAGACCAAGAUAAAGGAGAUGGCUCACUUAAGUACAUCCUUUCUGGAGAUGGAGCUGGAGAUCUUUUCAUUAUCAAUGAAAACACUGGAGACAUACAGGCUACAAAGAGACUAGACAGGGAAGAAAAGCCUGUUUAUAUACUUCGGGCCCAGGCAAUAAACAGGAAGACUGGAAAACCAGUGGAACCAGAGUCUGAAUUCAUCAUUAAGAUCCAUGACAUCAAUGACAAUGAGCCAAUGUUUACAAAGGAUGUUUACAAUGCCAGCGUUCCAGAAAUGUCAGAUGUCGGUACAUUUGUUGUGCAAGUCACUGCAACCGACGCUGAUGAUCCUACUUACGGCAACAGUGCUAAAGUUGUCUACAGCAUUCUCCAGGGACAACCAUAUUUCUCAGUUGAGUCUGAGACAGGCAUUAUCAAAACUGCUUUGCUGAACAUGGAUCGAGAAAACAGGGAGCAAUACCAAGUGGUCAUCCAGGCCAAGGACAUGGGUGGACAGAUGGGAGGAUUAUCAGGGACCACCACAGUGAACAUCACACUGACUGAUGUCAAUGACAAUCCACCUCGCUUCCCACAGAGCACAUAUCAAUUCAAAACACCUGAGUCUGCCUUACCUGACUCACCGAUUGGUAAGAUAAAAGCUAAUGAUGCUGAUGUGGGUGAAAAUGCCAAGAUUGAAUACAGUAUUACUGAGGGGGAUGGAUCAGACAUGUUUGGGAUCAUCACUGACAAAGACACACAGGAAGGAAUUAUAACUGUCAAAAAGGCUUUAGAUUUUGAAAAGAAAAGGCUGUAUACUCUGAAAGUGGAAGCUACCAAUACUCACGUAGAAGCACGAUUCCUCUACUUGGGGCCAUUCAAGGACUCUGCUACAGUUAGAAUUUUGGUGGAAGAUGUGGACGAGCCACCGGUGUUCAGCAGACCAGCAUAUAUAAUAGAAGUUAAAGAAGAUGCUCAGAUAAACAGCGUUAUAGGAACAGUGUCAGCUCAAGAUCCUGAUGGUGCCAAGAAUCCUGUCAAGUAUUCUGUAGAUCGGCAUACUGAUAUGGACAGAGUAUUCAACAUCAAUUCUGGAAACGGUUCAAUAUUUACUUCAAAACCCCUUGACCGGGAAACAGUGCUGUGGCACAACAUUACAAUAAUAGCAGCAGAGAUCAACAACCCAAAGCAAAGCAGCCGUGUCCCUGUGUUCAUUAAGGUUUUGGAUGUAAAUGACAAUGCCCCAGAGUUUGCUAUGUUUUACGAGACCUUCGUCUGUGAAAAUGCAAAGGCAGAACAGCUGAUACAGACCCUAAGUGCUGUUGAUAAGGACGACUCAUUUGGUGGACACCAGUUUUCAUUCUCCCUGGCUCCUGAAGCAGCCAGUAGUUCAAACUUCACGCUACAGGACAACAGAGACAACACAGCAGGGAUCUUCACCCGAAAAAACAGAUAUAGCCGACAUGAAAUGAGUAUGUACCUCCUGCCUGUGGUAAUAUCAGACAAUGAUUACCCUAUCCAGAGCAGCACAGAAACAGUGACUAUCCGAGUGUGUGCCUGUGACCAUCGGGGGAAGAUGCUGUCAUGUAAUGCAGAAGCAUUAAUCCAUCCCACUGGCCUUAGCACAGGAGCUUUGAUUGCCAUUCUCCUCUGCAUCAUUAUAUUACUAGUUACAGUGGUGUUGUUUGCAGCUCUGAGGCGGCAGCGAAAGAAAGAACCUUUGAUUAUUUCCAAAGAGGACAUCAGAGACAACAUUGUCAGUUACAAUGAUGAAGGUGGUGGAGAAGAAGAUACCCAAGCUUUUGAUAUUGGUACAUUGAGAAACCCUGAAGCCAUAGAAGACAAUAAAUUACGCAGAGACAUCGUGCCAGAAACACUUUUUAUGCCACGCCGGACUGCAGCAGUACGAGAUAACACUGAUGUCAGAGAUUUCAUUAACCAAAGGUUAAAGGAAAAUGAUAUAGACCCCACUGCACCCCCAUAUGACUCUUUAGCAACCUACGCAUAUGAAGGUAAUGGCUCCGUUGCAGAGUCCCUCAGCUCCUUGGAGUCGGUGACUACGGAUGGAGAUCAAGACUAUGAUUAUCUCAGUGACUGGGGGCCUCGGUUUAAAAAAUUGGCUGAUAUGUACGGCGCUGUGGACAGUGACAAAGACUCUUAAUAUGUUGCCUUUUUCAUUUCCAGAAACAGCAUUGAGAUACGUGAAGUGGUUAUUUCUUUCUAUAUAUCCACAGCUCUGUGAAAGGAUUCUCUAUUCUACCAGUUCUAAUUGUCUAAUGACUGCAGUCUGUGUGGAUCAAAUGUCAGAAAACUUUUUUCUAGUAUAAUUUUAUGAGCUUCCAAGAGGCAAGAUUUUUAUUUUUGAGUUCACCUUAUUUACCAAGCCAGUCAUACAGGCACAGAAUAAGCAGAGGGAAAUGGCAAUUGGAGGAGAGCAAUAUUUUUACUUGUUCUGCUUAUAUUGUAAAUUAGAGUAUAUUACUGUUCCAUCUCACUUAACCUUUUUACUGUAUUCAGAUUAUACAGUUCAGAUGACUGCUCUGUCGAUUGUGUAUUGCACAUCCUAAUGUAAUGAGGUAUUACAAUUUAACCUAAAUAUUAUAGUCAAAAGUAACACUGAUGGAAUGAAGGUUUAUUAUACAACUAGAGUCAGCUGAAAAGACUAUAAGGACAAGAUGAGAGUCAAUCUUAUUCAUGAAUUUAAAAAGGUCUAAUGGCCAUUUAAAUAUAAGCAUUUUCUUUGAACUUGCCAUUGCCCUCGAGCAUAAAACCACAAUAACACAUUGCAUAUAAUUCUCUGUAGACCACUGUGUGUAUAUUCUUUUGACCUAGCAUUCAUAGGGAAAUGCUAUAUGAUCCACAGUGUGUGAAAUCUAUACCUCGAAGGGCAGUAUUCCUAGGGACUAGUCCAGUGCUAACACCAUCUCUGUGACACUGUGCAAGUCAUCUAAUCACUUGGGGCUAGAUUGUGACUUGGAGUAAGCCUUCACAAGGAACAGAAUGUAGCUGUGCUGUAUCCUAUACUAGGCACAGACUAUUUCCCCCUGUACACCUGUGGUGGCCAGCAAGUUAGUGAGAUGGAGUCAGACUCCAGUCAUUCCUCUGCUUACCCAUAUGUGUAGGAAGUGAAUGACAGCCCUAAGGAGACUGCCACCCUCAGGCUUUGCAAGUACAAAGAAGUAAAGAGGUACCCUGCAUCCUUAAGUUCAUAUACAAUUUGAUUUGCUGAUUCCAUUUUUUGACGUCAGUAAAUUGGAAGGAUACUGCUUGUGUCACAGGGAUGUUGCAAGGAUUAGAUGGAUACAGUUUCAAACCUUCUUUGAAGAUGGAAAGAUCGAAAAUAUUUUCACAGUAAGUCACUGCUAAUCAUUUUUGUAACUACAAGCCCUGAAUGCGGAAAUAAAUAGAAAUCAUUCAGCAUUCCAGUGGUGAGAACAAGAAGGGUUUAGUACACUCUCCUUGCUAUGUGUGUCAACCAGUGUUCAAGAUUUCAGGAGAGAGCAUUUGAAACAGAUGGUUUCUUCAUUUUAUGUACCAAGCCAAGAGAAGCCAUUUCUUGUUCAAGGGAAAACAAUGAUGCUAUAGUACUUGGUACAGGCUGAUAUCUCCCCUUUACAAUUCAAGUGCAUGAUGCAAAAGUAAUCAACAAAGUAUUCUUUCUUUUAGGAUGUCAAGGGAAAUAUGUAACCAAUACUUUUCUAAUUCAGUUACCUGAAUUACUCUAUCAAAGGACCAUAUUACCACUUUAACAAAACAAGUUAUUUUUAACAUAUGAAAAAAAACCCUGAAGUUUCUCUUUAUAUAUUCAAUUGUAUCUUAAGGUUUAAAUUCCACUCAAUAGGGUUUUUUUUUUCUUUCCUUGAAACCAUAAAUAACCAUAAAUAAAUAAACCAUAAAUAACUCAGUUUGAACAAAAACCAAAAACUUAUUCGUUUAUUCAACAAUACAAAGACCAGACCGAACUUAAAAGUCAGCAAAUUAAAAGGGACAAAGGGAAACAAAUACCAUAUAAUCUGUGGGACUCAUUGCUUCAGGAAUGUUAAUUAUAGGUUUAAUGAGAUUCCAAAAAGAAUUAGACAUAAGUAUAUUUUUUUUGGAUAAAAUAUCAAGGAAAUAAAGUAAAAAGAUAUCAGCCUUGGUACAUCAAACUGAAUACCAACUUGGCUUAGAAGGAAAUCUCCUCCCAGUUCAAUGUGAUUACACAACUGAGAGUUUGAAGCCAAAUUUCUACAAAUACCCAGGGUCCUGACAAUGUCGACAGAUGCUUAAUGGAAUAUUCAAACAUGCAUAAGGCUGAGAAGAUCAAAGGCACCUUUAUUUCAGAUGUCAAAGGAACUUGAUAUCAAGGAGUUAUGUACUUAAAUAUCUUUGAAGAUCUGGACCUUACUGCCUAAUGCAACAAUCAGAGUUAGAGGACUAGACAUUUUGAAAAUCCCAUUAAGCACAUCUUCUCUUUAACCACCUAAAUUCCACUAGAAAUCAGGCUUGUUAUGCUUUCCCUUAACUAAUGUUACAUUAGCCAUUAUUUGGGGCAAAAUGACAAGUUAGAUGCAUCACUGGCCUGUUCUGGUAAAAUACAUUACUUAUGUUCUUAUAGGCUAAAGCAUUAGGUCUGAAUUAGUGAUAUGUAGUAGCAGUUCAGGCUACAAUUUUGAUUUUUAUUGACAGAUAGUUUUAUCUUGUCGGUAAAAUGACAUAGUAACUAGAGAAUGGGCCAUUCAUGCUUGUAUGAACAGAUAUAAAACUGUGUCAUUUACCGAUACCAAAAUUAUAGUGACAAACUGGGUAUGUCUACAUGCGCAAUUAAUGUAAAAUAAUAAACUAUGGAGUUUAUUGCUCCUGCAUGUGCCAUUUGAACAUAUGCCUGGGACCGUAGCAUAUUGAGUCAGCUGGAAGGGGGCUCAGGGAUUAGCCCGUUAGUCCAGGAUUUCUCCCUCCCUGGCUCAAUGUGCUGCAAAGGGACUGGCUGGGGCAUGAGGGUGCUCCAGUGCAGGGAUAGCUGGCAGACAGCCUAAUCAGUGUCUACACAUGCACUUCUAUGGAGUAAAAAACUUGACAGCAGGAUAGUACCUGUAAAUACUUGUAUUUACAGGUACUAUCCUGCUGCAGGAUUAAUUACUCAAGCCUAAUUGCCCUGCACAUGUAGACACCAAGACAUUUACUGUGGAGCUAAUUAGUCAACCCCACACUAUAUGUUUCAUGUAGAUGGGCCCACUGAGUAGCAAAUACAUUCAUCUAAGAAAUUCUCCUGAGGCAGGUGCGUACAUACUCACACCUUUUUCUUUUUCCAUUCAGUUUAUCAGCAAUGAUUUUUUUCUCAAAUGAGAUGUACGUAGCAUCUCAUCUAGCAAAAGGUGUCAAAUUCAGCCUUUUCUUUUUCCUUCACAGCUUGGGUUGGCAACUUAUGGCCCACAGGCCAUAUUCAGCCUGUGAAACCUUUGGACCUGGCCCAUGGACAUGGAGCUUUGGUGGUGGGUGUUGCCUUCUUUGGGCACACUCUCUGUGCCACAGUAUGGAGGAGUGCUGGCCACAGGCACUUUCCCCAUGCUGCUGGCAAAAUAAAUGGUGAUGGCAGCAUCCUAGCACCUGCCCACCUCUGACCAUAUCUUGACUCAUUCUGGCCCACAGCCAGAAAAGGUUACCUAUGGGUGUCCUGGUACCACAUUAUCCUUUAUCUCCUGUACUACAAAGUGCAAUUAAAGAAUACCAGUUCUGAACAACAAAUAUUUCAAGUGCCAUAUUACAAUAAAGAAAAUUUGCAGUAGUAUUUGCAUUUCAGCUUGUACUAUUAGUGGAUGAAAGGACUAUGCCAAACUAACUCAUGAGCAGGGAAAGGCAGUUAGCAGUGUUAGUCUAAAGUAAGGUAGAAGGCAGAGUAGAGAUACACUUUAUAGAUUAACUUAAUCAGAGAUGCAUAAGCUUUCAUGAGCAAGAGCAAAAGCAACAGCUCACUUUGUGCUAUCAAAUUUAUGCACCUCUGAU